AUGCCACCAGGAAACAAUUUCAAAGAGGCAAGAAGUGUUUCAAGGUUGUAUCCAGUUGUGCCUCUCCUGACUGGCAAAAGGCUGCUUUGUCUAGUGGUGGCUUCCAUGGUGGAAAGCGAAAGGUUGUUUUUUGAAAGUCCCCUCUUACUCCUGUAUUGCCCUGCACUACCGCACUACCAAAGGACUCCCCAAAUCUCUGGAUCAGAUUUAGGGGACUGCAGAGGGAACGGAGAAUCAGCAGCAAUUGCAUCUUCUCCCUGCUUGUCCUCCUGUUUCUGUAUGUGUAAACCUUCAGUGGAUCAAAGAGACUUCCAUCUACAGAGGGACACCAUUGGGUACAACCCUCAGCCAUUAUUGCCUCUCUAUCCAUCAGCCAGUAGGACACUAGACAGUUGUAAGCUUUGCACAGCUUUCUUUGCUUGA
Messenger RNA from Podarcis lilfordi (Lilford's wall lizard), 423 nucleotides. Lineage: Eukaryota; Metazoa; Chordata; Lepidosauria; Squamata; Lacertidae. The record is from the annotation of a GenBank genome assembly.